AUGAAUUAAUCAGCAGGCAACAACUCUACCUUAAAACGAAGAAAUUUCUUUCAAGAGGAUGAAAAUAGUGUAUCAAGGCUAGUACACUUCUUUAAAAAGAGAAUUUUCACAGCUAAUCAUUUAAUGAUAAAAGCCUUUCAUCUGCACCCAUUUCUUCUCUUUCUCAUUUUGAUUUUUGAAUAUUUGCAAUUUGCUUAUUAUGCACUUCAUAAAAUUCAAAUAACUGAUAACUUCCACAGUCACUCUCAACAAUCCGGCUAAACAGAAGAUAAUUUAGUGACGAGUCAAGGUAAAUAGGCGCUUAGAAAUUAUGAGAUAGCCCUAUACUCUCAUCUAGCUAUCUUCAUUAUUUUGAUUAUUUGGAUGCUCUUGGUUGGCAGCUAGAGAGUUAUGAGGGCGGAAGAAUUCCACUCUGAAGGAAAGACAAAUAGUAAUGAUUUAAUAGCUUCAAAUUUCAAAAACAAAGAUAAAAGUUAAAAUGGCCAUGACUCUGUCUAGCAAUUAAAUACUGAUAGAAGAACAUACAUGAGCGCUCCCUAUUAGCAUUUACUAUUAGGCUGUGUUGUGUUUGUGGUUACAAAUUUAUUCAUAAUGCCUACAUUUUUCCUUUAUUCAACAAUAAUAAAUUGCGAUAAGCUCGAACAGCUGGGAACAUAUAUAGAAAAUGGCGUAGAGUAUAGCGAUUUCGUAUGCUUAUCAAAAGAACAUAUCAUAAUGAUCUCUACUGCUUCAUUUCUAAUGAUGAUUGCACUCAUUUUUAUUGUGAUAGAAUCAUUACUAUUCUAAGAUUUAAAUAUGAAAUCUAAUUUGCCUUGGAGACAAGUGCCAUCUAGAAUCCAUUUAUUUAAGAUUCUCAAGAAAAUUGUAGUAUCUUUCUAUAACUUCUAAAUAAUGACUGAUAAACCAAUUGCAUUAGGCUGGAAAUUUGAAAGGCUUUUCAAUUCAGACAGACAUUCUUUAAAAGAACUUGGCUCUGAUAUUGCAGCUGAGGCAUAUUUUGGCUACUUAUUAGACCUAAUCAAAACAUCUUAGAAAAAUUAGAAUGAUAAAUUGAUUUUAUAUGGCCUAUUAAGGAUACAUUGGUAUUCAUGCAACUCAGUAAGAGAAAAUGAGCAGUGCCUAUGCAACACACUAAUACAAAGAAUUGAUAGGGUAGAGAGAGCAAUCGAUGAAGAAUUUUAAAGUAGAAAUGAUCAAUUUGACUUGAUGAAAAUUCAAAAAUAGAUCGGUUAGAUAGAGGAUGAGAUUUUAAAGCAGGAAGAAUAGGAAUUAUAAAGUCUUAAAAAUAGCCAUUAGGUAACCAAAAUGUCAAUUAAUAUUGAUCACCUAAUGAAUGAAUUGAGGAAAAGUGAAAUUAAUAAGAAAAAAAGCAAUAGCAAUUUCUUAUCUCCAAGAUCAUAAGAUGCGAAAUCAUUAGUGAUUGAAGACUCUAUGAACAACUUUGAUCAUGACAGUUAAAAUAUGAUGAAUCUGCUUGGUGAAGAUGCAAAUACAUUAUAAUAUCCUAAUAAUCAAUAAGCAGCCUUAAACUAAAAAAGUAAUUUGAUUAGAGUGAAUGAAGAUGAAGAAGAUGAGAUACAAGUUCAUCUCUCUAAAAGUGAACUUUAAAAACUGAAAUAUUUGGCAGCAUACAUUCAAUAUUACCUUCUAAAAAAUGAAAUAAAAGGUCUAUUUGAAAUAUUAAUUAUUGAAAGAAGGAAUAAGCUUCCGAUUGAAUGGCAGUUUUUUCUUUUCAAAGUAAAAAUUGAGAUCGAGGACUAUAUGGAUCUAGUUCAUAAAUAGAGAUCAUCUACUACUGGAAGAAUCGAUGUGAAAAAAGUAUACUUAUUUGCAAGGCAACUUUAGGACUUCGAAAUAGGGAUUGAAACAAUUUCCGACAAAUGUCUUGAUUUUUGGAAAGAGCUCUUAAAGAAAUCAGAUUUUGAUGCAAACAAUUUGCACAAAGUUGGAACAGAUAUAACUCUUAUGAACAUCUAAAUACAUAACUUAGUCUAAAGCAUGUUUAAUAUAAAUCCUCAUCACGGCUAUCUCCUCAGAAUAUAUGCAAUUUUUACUUAAAAAGUCAUGAACAAUGAUGAAGAUAGCGAAAAAUACUUUACCAAAUUUCUCAAUGCUCAGAAAACAUUCUAGUCUUAUGAAGCUUCGACUUUGUAAGAGGAGCUAGUUAAGAAUUUUUCGAGUAACAUAAAGUAUGCUGUAAUAGUCAUGAGAGUAAAUACAAAUGAGACUGGUAUAGUUGAAGAUGUUAACCAUGAAAUAAGAAAUUUAUUAGGGUAUAAAAGAAAUGAAGUAAUUGGUAGAAAUAUCCAAGUAUUGAUGCCUAAGUGUGUAGGUAAUUUGCAUGAUUAGUUUGUCUAAAAUUACCUUGAUACUGCAAAACCAAAAAUUCUUAAUAAGCAAAGAGAGGUAUUUGCUUUGAAAAAGAAUGGUUUUCUUGUCCAAGUCUUUAUAUAUGCCACUUCUGUUCCAAUGAUAGAGAAAGAAGGCAUUAAAUUUGUAGGAUUCAUUAAAAAGGUAGAUGAAAAAAAAUAUACAGAUAUUUUACCUCCUCCAAUUGAAUACUAAUUUAGAAAAUCAAUACAAAUAAUGGCAGCUCCUAAUGGAAACAUCUAUGGGAUAAAUGAAUAAGCUUAUAAAAUACUGGGCUUUCCAAAAUACUUUACAGAGGAUUCUGAUGAUAAGCACAGUGAUUAUAAUGUUUCUCAAAUCAUAAUGGAUUACAAUAAAGUUUUAUUUGACUGCUUUAAAACUGCACCUUCAGGAAGAAGAGCUUAUUUAGAUACUGAAAAUCUAAAGCCUCUUAUUAUACCUGACAUGCAUUCAAGCAAUGAUGUUUAACAUAUUAAGAAUUGCUUUGGUACAUAUGAAGUUUUCAUCUAGGCCUGUCCACUUGAUUUUGGAUAUAAGGGUGGAGCUUAUCUACCUAUGAUUAUAUUCAGACUUUAUAUAAUUGAUAGAGUUAAGAAGGAAACAAUGCUAUAAAUUACUUAAUCCAAGAGGAAAUAAACAUCCAAAAAAUCAAUUUUAAGAAGAGAUCCAAGUCGGAUUGAAAGUUAGAAAUCUCCUUUAAUGAGUAGAUUUUAUGGUUCUGAACAUUAAUCACAAAAAAUUGGAAAUUUUUCCCAUACAAUGAGACCUAACGAGGAUAUUCAAUUCGCUAUUGAAGAAGUUGAAAACGAAUUAUCUGAUGAUGAUGUCGAUGCUAAUUAAAUCAAUGUUAACGAUCACUAAUAGAUGCCUCCUAAUAAAUCUCAGGAAAUUUAAUAAUUUCUUGAGUCUAGUCAAUCUUCUGCAUCAUUUAGCAAUGAAGGGAAAUCAACUGACUUAGCUAGACUUAGAGAAUUUAGGAAAAUGGUUAACUCUCGUAAAGAACCCUAAACAGUUAUUUUUCUUAGAAGAUUUGUUAUUUUUGUCACUGCUAUCAUUUUAGCUAUUGAAUCUGUCAAUACAGCAUUUAAAAUUAACUUUUACAAAAGCAUUAGUGAACUAACUACUGCCAGUAUAACUCUAAGUGAUAUUACAAUUUAAUUAUAUUAAAUCCAUUCUAGCAUGAGGAUGCUCAUAAAUAUUGAUAAUUAAAUCAUAAGAGAUGGUAUUUAUGGUUUGAUAGAUGAUGGAUAAUAUCAAAUUUAGCUAACCAAUAACUUAAUAGAAUAUAUUAAUGGUUUAAAUGACAACAAGAAUCGAUUCUUGGAUAAACACUUAUCUUACCUUGAUGAAAUACAAGAAUAUACAAAUGAUCUAUAAUUAAAAACUCUUUUUAAUGAUGGCACCUCAGAAUUUCAAAAGGUUAACUUGAAUUUAGCUCUUGGAUAAGUUAUUUCAAAGGGAAAUAACCUCAUUUAACUCUAAAGGAAAAAUCCGGAGGCUUUUAAGAAUAGGACAUUUAUAUCUUACAUUAACAAAGUCUCUAAAAAUAAUACUAAAAAUAAAAAUGAAACAUAUAACUUUACUUACGGGGAACUGGGAAAUGAAAUAGAUCAAACAACGAAGGAUCUUUAUUACAUUCAUGAGAAUAUAUUUAAUGUACUUAUAGAAAAGUGUGAGCAAAUCACUGAUAACAUAUAAAACCUGAAAGAUGAUUAUACCGACAAGUCUUAAAUUUCAUUUUUGGUGAUGAUCUCAAGUAUUUUGAUAUUAUCAAUGAUAUCAAUAUCGUUGAUAUUCUAUUUCGUGAGGUAAAUUCACAAAACAAGGAUUUAAUCUCUGAGUCUCUAUGCUGAGCUUAAUAUUGAUGACAUCUAAAUGAUUAUCACCGAUCUAAGCAUUUUCAUGAAAAUAAUUAAGAAUAGCAGCGAUGAUUUGAGUAAAAAAAUCAAUUAAAACCCCAACAUAACUAGUGAGGAAGAAUGUGAAGAAGUAGCUUUCUAAGAUAACUACGAGUACGAUGAAAAUGAAUAAUUAGGAACCAAUUAAAUACAGACCAUAAAAUAAAUUUCUCUGAAGAAGAAAAAAAAGUUAAUACUGGACGGUCUAAGCAAUAGUUUUCAUGAAAUUCGCAAACUGCAAAAGCAUGGAUUGUCAGAUUUACAUAUUCAAGCUAAAUUCUAAGAGACAAUCAACAGCUCUGAUUUUGACAGUUUUCAUCUCAAUCAUAUGCUGUCAAAUACAGUCGUUAACAAUAAACCUUAGGGAAAUACAAAUAACAAUAUCAUCAAUGAUUAGCCAAUAAUUAGAUUUGAACAUGCAAGAUCAAUAGAAAUGACAGUUUCUAGGUAAAGCUCAUUUGUUUAAGAAUCUGCAUCUUUAGAACUCGUAGAAAGUAGUAUGGUAGAAAUAAAUGAGAUAGAUUUAUCUUCAAGAGAACUAAAUCCACAGGAAAUUAAAAGAAACAAAUAGACAAAAAAUACUAAAGAUAAAAAGCUGACUCCAUAAUAGAUAGAAUAGCAGAAGAAGUUAGAGGAAGAGGAAAAAAAGGUUGGGAAUCUAGACAAAUUUAAAAUGGUUAAAUCUAACUCAGGGAUAAGAGUGAUAAGCAUUGUUUUGUGUCUUUUUUCUUUUGUAAUCAUACUAGUGAUUGCAAAUUUUGCCAUUUAUGUCCCAAUGUACAAAGAUUUCAAAAAAUCUCAUAGAUAAGAGUUAGUUCUUCUAACAUAGUUUAGAGCUUACUAUAAAAUAUAUAUGCAAUUUAUGCAUGAUUUAACUAAUGGCUCUAUUCAAAGAUCAAUUCCUGAAACUUAUUAAUCAAACUUCAACUUCUACUAGCAGAAGAAAUUUGAUGUAUAACAAGAAAUUAAUCGAAUCAUUCAUACUCACGAUUAAUCGUCAUAUAUAACUGCUCCAAUACAACUUCAAAGUGCCAUUUAUACCUCCGAUUACUGUGAUAAAAUUUAAGAGUAUUAUAGUAUUCUCAACGCUAAUUUCAAUCUCACAUAUUGCUUAACUGUAGAUAAUUAGAUUGCUUAAAAAUAAGGAUUUUAGAUUUAGAUAGAUAGAAUGAUGGGUGAGUUGACUAAGAUGAGAUUAGUAAUGGAGGAUCGUAUUAUUGAUUAUGAUAGGUAUAUAUUGCUAUUUGAUAAGGAGUAGAUUCUUUCAAAGUUAUAAUACAUGAUAAACAACUUAUUUACACCUACAUUCUAUGCAUUAAAAUAUUUGGUUAAAGACAGUUUUGAUGAAUAUAUUAAACUAAACAUGAAUAUUGAUAUUUCUUUACUUAGUGUUUUUGUUGGAGCAUAGCUUUUGAUUUUACUAAUUGCUUGGCCCAAAUUUCUCAGAAAUAUGAAUAACCAAAUAUCAAAGAGCAGAGGAAUCUUGACUCUUAUUCCAAGUCGGUUGAUAAUUACAAACAAUAACAUUAAAAAAAUCAUUGAGCAAAAUAAAUUGCUUACAUAGUGA
Molecule: messenger RNA, 5835 nt
Organism: Stylonychia lemnae
Lineage: Eukaryota; Ciliophora; Spirotrichea; Sporadotrichida; Oxytrichidae
Source: the annotation of a GenBank genome assembly